UCCCCAUUUCUCCCCCAUAUUUCGCAUCCAAACGUACCAAGCCCAGUGCCCACAGACUAAUCCAAACCUUCUCUCCUCUCACAACCUACCAAUGCUCCAAAAUCUGUCAUCCCACUUCUCUACAUUCCCUUCUUCAUUCGCCCAUUAUUCCUCACAAAAUUACAGUCUUCUCCAGCCAUGGCCUCUUCAGAAGAGACUCACGACCCGAAUAUCUUGCAUAUCGACCCGACCCAAGAGGAAAACGGCCUCCAAGAGCGAGAGGUCGGAGGCUGAAGAGCUGGUCCGGGUGCUGAUGAGGAAUAUGAGUGGGAAAGAGCCACCGUUGAGGACUCUGAGUAAGUACGCGAAGGUUGUGAGAACUGAGCACUGUUUUCUUCUGUUUGAGGAGCUUGGCAAGAGUGACAAGUGGCUUCAAUGCCUUGAGGUGUUCAGAUGGAUGCAGAAACAACGAUGGUACAUUGCUGAUAAUGGUGUUUAUUCGAAAUUGAUAUCGGUUAUGGGUAAGAAAGGCCAAAUCCGGAUGGCCAUGUGGCUUUUCUCUGAGAUGCGUAAUAGUGGGUGCCGGGCCGACACUUCUGUAUACAAUUCACUCAUCACAGCCCACCUUCACUCGCGGGACAAAGCAAAGGCUUUGGACAAAGCUCUCAUGUACUUUGAAAAGAUGAAAGGAAUUGAGUGGUGUAAUCCCAACAUUGUAACAUACAACAUUCUUUUGAGAGCUUUUGCUCUAGCUCGGAAUGUCGAACGUGUUAAUGCUUUGUUUAAAGAUCUUGAUGAGAGCAUUAUUUCCUCUGAUAUUUAUACCUAUAAUGGCGUCAUGGAUGCAUAUGGGAAAAAUGGGAUGAUUAGAGAAAUGGAAGGCGUGCUUUCUCGCAUGAAAAGUAAUCAGUGUAAGCCUGAUUUAAUCACUUUUAAUUUAUUGAUUGAUUCGUAUGGGAAGAAGCAAGAAUUUGAUAAGAUGGAACAAGUGUUUAAGAGCUUAUUGCGCUCCAAGGAGAAACCAACACUGCCUACAUUUAAUUCAAUGAUAACUAAUUAUGGGAAGGCGCGACUCAGGGAGAAAGCAGAACAUGUUUUCAAAAAGAUGAGGGAUAUGGGAUACAGCCCAAGCUUCAUCACUUGUGAGAGUCUUAUCAUGAUGUAUGGAUUUUGUGACUGUGUUUCUAGAGCUAGGGAUAUAUUUGAUGGGAUGGUUCAAUCUGGGAGGGAGGUGAAGGUUUCAACCCUUAAUGCCAUGCUUGAUGUUUACUGUAUGAAUGGUUUGCCCAUGGAAGCUCAUAUGCUUUUCCAGAGUGCGAAAGGUAUAGGUUUAAACCCAAAUUCAUCAACGUAUAAACUUCUUUACAAGGCUUACACUAAAGCCAACAUGAAGGAGCUUUUACAGAAGUUGUUGAAGCAUAUGGACAGAGAUGGUAUUGUCCCUAAUAAGAGGUUCUUCUUGGAGGCUUUGGGAGCUUUUGGGUCUGGACCAGCAAGUACGGACAUUACAAGUGCCAAGACUGUUGUCAGCAGUCCACAUGAUAGUUCAAAAACAUAGGUGGGAGAAAGUUGCUAACAUGGCUUGUCUAUUCUUUUGAUCAUUCUUCAAUUAAGCUGAAUUGAAGCAAAUUUGUAUAUCAGAAGGAAUGAUUGCCAGGUGUGGCACCAGAUUACUGGACUUCUGACGUGAUUCAGUUUUCCAAUAAUAUGUGAGUCUCUCUUUCUCUCUUGCCAAGAGAUUACAAGUCUGGAUGGCAGUUGGAGAAGGAGUGGGAGGAAGCAGAGAAAGCAAGAAAGAGAAAUCUAGCUUUUGGAGUACAUGAUGUGGAUGAAUGGGGUGUAGACCCUGGCGAUGGAGACGACAAUGAUUCGUUGCCUUUUGUAUAUUUCAUUUGUAGGCAGCCUUUUGUUGAUCUUGGGCCACAGUGAUGUCAAUAUGGACAAAUCGUGGAAGACAUUGCUAACUGGUUUCAGGAGGUGGGAUGUCGAACAUGUAAAUUGGGAGCAAAUGAGGCGGGUCAUGGGCUCGCAAAGUUGGCGGCUAAUGUAAUCACUGAUAGAAUAUGGAUGGAGAAGACCCCAGUAGUAUUCAUGAUAUUGUACUUUUAGAGCAAUUUGCUCUUCUUGUUUAGAGUUUUUUGCUCUAGAUGAUUUUUCUGGAAUGAAUAAAAUUGUAUUUCCAAAAAAAGAAAA
This is a messenger RNA of Corylus avellana, 2172 nucleotides long. RefSeq names its product Tetratricopeptide repeat (TPR)-like superfamily protein. Lineage: Eukaryota; Viridiplantae; Streptophyta; Magnoliopsida; Fagales; Betulaceae. Gene Ontology annotation, molecular function: protein binding; mRNA binding. The record is from RefSeq and is a predicted model, not a curated record.